GUUAUCUGCCCGUUACGAAAGCCAUAGUCCAAGUACAGAUUCCGAGUGGCAGGGGUUGACAGCGUGUGUGACUGCAAGCAAGAUGAAUGUAAUUCUUGAGACAUUUGUCGUCCUCUUCCAGGUGGCCUACCUGUGGCUGCGGGCUAUAGUGGUGGCAUUCAUACCAGCAAGUUACAGAAGCAAGGAUGUGGCCGGCGAGACGGUGCUUGUCACCGGAGCAGGAAGUGGUUUAGGCAGACUGCUGUGUAUCCGAUUUGCACGACGUGGGUGCCGGCUGAUAUUAUGGGACAUCAACGCUCAGGGGAUGGCAGAGACAGCUGAAGUGUUACGCAAACUAGGCUCUGUACCAGUGUCAUACACCGUUGAUCUGUCCAGAAAAGAUCAAAUCUACGAUACAGCUGAACAGGUCAAGAGAGAUGUUGGUGAAGUUGACAUUCUUGUGAACAAUGCUGGAAUCGUAACUGGGAAGAAGUUUCUGGAAUGUAAAGACGAGUUGAUUCAGAAGACGAUGGAUGUCAACAUUAUGGCCCACUUCUGGACUGUGAAGUGUUUUGUUCCUGGGAUGCUGGAGAGGAACCAUGGCCAUAUUGUCAACAUUGCCAGUGCGGCUGGUCUUUGUGGAGUGAACAGCUUGGCAGAUUACUCUGCCAGCAAGUUUGCAGCAGUUGGCUUUGAUGAAUCUCUCCGCAUGGAAUUCUCGUCAAUGGGAAAGACUGGAGUCCACACAACAGUUGUCUGCCCCUUCUACAUCAACACAGGCAUGUUUGAGGGAGUGAGGACAAGAUUUCCCCUGCUGCUCCCUAUCCUGGACCCCGACUACGUCGCAGACUCCAUCAUCAGCGGCGUGUUGACCAACAGUCAUGUUGUCAUGCUGCCACCCGCUGUUGCUCUUGCUUCAGCUUUGAAAGGAAUCCUACCAGUAAAAUGUGCGAUGCUACUGAAUGAUUUCUUAGGCAUCAACCACACCAUGGAGAACUUCAAGGGGCGACAGAAGAGGGACUGAACAGUUUGCUAUUUCAGGGACCAUCAGAAUACCUGGGCUAGACCCAUUUCAUGUUUUGGUUUGCAGUUUCCUAGUCUGUGGAUACUUGAUUCUGAAAAUGACAUGCUGGUCUUGUCUGCAAAGUAUGACAUGAUAGGGCCUAAUUCAAUAGAUUAUUUCAGUCUUGUUGUUCAGCGGUAAAGGUGGGCAUCCUGUUCGAACAAUUAUGAUGCCAUCACAGAAAUCAGUGCUGUGUUUAGAGCGUAACCAUGAUUCCAGUUUCUUUUUGACCAUGUCUGAUCAAUACAAGGAAAAUGAGGCACUAUUGACUAUUAAGAUUUAUUUCUUACAGAUUUAAUUGGAGUAUCUAUUAGUGGCACAUCUGACUGCAGAGUCCACUGAUCAUGGGUCCACUGAUCAUGGGUCCACUGAUUAUCAGUCCAUUGAUCAUGGGUCCACUGAUUAUUGGUCCACCGAUCAUGGGUCCACUGAUUAUUGGUCCACUGAUAAUCGGUCCACUGAUCAUGGGUCCACUAAACAAGAGUCCAUUUCUCAUUGGUCCACUGAUUAUCGGUCCACUUAUCAUGGGUCCAUUGCUCAUUGGUCCACUGAUCAUGGGUCCACUUAUUAUUGGUCCACUGAUAAUCGGUCCACUGAUUAUCUGUCCACUGAUCAUGGGUCCACUGAUCAUGGGUCCACUUAUCAUGGGUCCAUUGCUCAUGGGUCUUCUGAUCAUGGUCCACUGAUAAUCGGUCCACUGAUCAUGGGUCCACUAAACAAGAGUCCAUUUCUCAUUGGUCCACUGAUUAUUGGUCCACUUAUCAUGGGUCCAUUGCUCAUGGGUCUACUGAUCAUGGAUCCACUGAUUAUUGGUCUACUGAUCAUGGAUCCACUGAUUAUUGGUCCACUGAUCAUGGGUCCACUGAUACUUUGAUCCAGUUACUAUCCUGGUUCUGUCACCACUAUGGCUGUGCUCACUGCCACUUUGGACUUGGACCACCUACAUUAUGCCAACAAUCCUAGUCACAUCCACUGAAUUAUAUCACUAUUCUUAAAUACUAAUCCAUUUGCCUCCACAACUUCCUUUUGAGUCUGCUUCAAGGGACUCUGUGGUACAAAUAUCCAUCCAGUGUUCUUUCAGGACUGGGGAGGUGGGGUAGCCUAAUGGUUAAAGCGUUGGCUCGUCACGCCGAAGACCCGGGUUCGAUUCCCCACAUGGGCACAAUGUGUGAAGCCCAUUUCUGGUGUCCCCUGUCGUGAUAUUGCUGGAAUAUUGCUAAAAGCGACGUAAACCCAACUCACUCACUCACCCUUUCAGGACUGAAGCAAGCACUUUAACUACGGCAUGACUUGUGAUGUUGCAUACAACCAGGAAUGCUCUUUAGCAUUAGGACUUCCAUUCCACUGUCUUGGUCCAGCACAUUUAUGGCAUCUGACUAUUUUAGGAUCGAUGGGUAGCAUCGUGGUUGAAUCACUCGCUCAUCAUGCAGGUUUGAUUCCCCACAUGUACAAUGUGUAAAGGUCAUUUCGGGGGUCCCCAGUGGUGAUUGUACUGGAUAAUGGCAAACAUUGGCAUAGAACCCAACUCCCUCCCUCUGUGUAGUCAAACAUAAGUUCAUGAUAAGAUAUAAGCUGUAGAUGGUUGUGCCAAGGUGGAUUCUUCAUAAGAAACAAUCCAAAACAACCUUUGCUGGAUGUAAGAGGCAAUAGAAUGUAGGGUCAGACUAAAUUAUUUACAGGGCUGUUGUCAAACAACUGGAAUAUUUCAGACUGCAGCAUUACAUAUUCCAAUGUGAAACUUGCCGUUGUUUUCCGAGUAUUAAUAAUUGAGGUGUAAUAUACUUGAUAAUGAGUGAUGACUUAGACGUAAUUAGACACAAGACAUAUCUAGACCUGUGAAAUCUUAACUAUUUCUGGAAAUGUGACUGGCCAUUAAAGAAAACUAUCUUUCAUUAUUGUACGUUAGUAUACAUAUAUCCAGUUAUAUUAUUGCCGUGAGUCAUCAUUUGGUGGCUGUUGGAUAUACAAACUGGAAUGGGAUAUGUUGUGAACAGCUACCACAGUUCUUAGCUUUAAAUCUCAAUUAUCAUCCCUUGUUUCCAUGGCAACGAACAGUUUGAUAAAACAAGAGCAGCUUUUGGAAUUGUUGCUUGUAUGUCAGGAUGAUUAGAUUCAGUUUUAUGAAAGUGCCUUACAUGUACAGGGUUUGACUGGUAUAUAUUAGUAAGAUGUACCAUUUCUCAAAUUCUUGCCACUAUGCAUAUUAUGUAAUUAGUUGUAUGAACAAGGUACUGACUGUACAUUCAGGAGAUCGAUUACUCGAACUAUUUUACAAGUGGAUUUUGUUUAUUAUUCUUUGAGUUUAAAUAUUUAUGGCAUAAUUUCAGAGAAUGAUGAAUAUUUUGUUUCAUGUUAUUAUUUUAAAGGCUGUUGUGCAUUUCAGUUUAUUAUACACAUGCAUCUACACAGAAAUGCUGACAAGAAAACCAUAAUUGACAGAUGCAUGUUUCACGAAAUGAAAUAAUGUAACCACAUAUUAAUGUAUGCCCAAAAAAUCUUACUAAGUACACUCUCUGUUAUGUAGUGACUGUGAGUACCCUAGCGGAUAAAGCGUUCGCUCAUUACACUGAUAAUAAGGUCAUAUGGGUUCAACUUCCCUCAUACAGAGUGUGCAGUCCAUAGUGUCAUGAUAUUCCUGUAUUGUUUCUGAAUCAACAUCCUCAUGAUAUAAAUCAUAUGUGAUUAUGUAGAUGUCUGAUUUGGAGGAGUGAACAGUUUACUGUACAUUCACUGUAAAGGUUCACUUGGCUUUUCAGUGAACCUCACUUAUUGACAAAGUGCCAACACUAUCUCUCCCGGUUUUAAGUUAAGAAUGUUUGUUUCAUAUGAUCUUAUCGAAAGAAGACGUUGUUAAGCAUUAUUUUUGCAAAAGAGGUUUAUGUAUAUUUUGCUGUUUUGUCACUGUUGCAGUAUAGGCAGGCUAUUAGAGAUGAUGGUUUGAGUCAAGUUUCACUCAGGCUCCUAUGCUGUUAAGAAGGGUCCUGUCAUUUGUUUUUUCACAAGUCAGUGCUGUUUUGUUAUGAAUCAUCAAAUUUGUUGAAUUUAUAUCUAUAUCAAAACUGAUUAAAUUUAAUAUGAAAGGAC
Molecule: messenger RNA, 4126 nt
Organism: Haliotis rubra (blacklip abalone)
Lineage: Eukaryota; Metazoa; Mollusca; Gastropoda; Lepetellida; Haliotidae
Product: epidermal retinol dehydrogenase 2-like
Exons: 6
Coding region: 83-1003 (306 amino acids)
Molecular function (GO): oxidoreductase activity, acting on the CH-OH group of donors, NAD or NADP as acceptor
Source: RefSeq, a predicted model, not a curated record